AGAUGUUGAAGAAAGAAAAAAAAGAAAAGGAGCACAAAAAGAAACAGUCGACUCAUCUUUACACUAUUAUAAAGGUGGCACGAGAUGAAGACCUUUUCAAGCAGGUCGGGUUUAAUAUAGUUUUUGAUCUUGUAGACCAUGACAAAGUGAGAAGUUUCCGAGUAUCACAGGAUACGCCUUUUUACCUUUUUGAGGUAGAGAUUGCGAAAGUGUUUGGUGUACCAGUUCCUUUCCAGCGCUACUGGCUAUGGACAAGGCGGGAAAACCAUACGUAUCGUCUAGAUCAACCAUUGACACACUUGGAGAGAGCACAACCUGUUGGACAAUUUAGAGGUGUAUCAAACAAGGCUCACAAUGCUGCAGAAUUAAAUUUGUUUUUGGAAGUGGAGCUUGGGCUGGAUUUAAGACCUAUUGCACCACCGGAAAAGACAAAGGAUGAUAUAUUACUUUUCUUCAAGUUAUAUGAUCCUGACUGGGAGGAGCUACGUUAUGUUGGAAGACUCUUUGUCAAGAGUAGUGGUAAGCCAUCAGAAAUUUUAACGAAGUUAAACGAAAUGGCUGGUUAUGAUCCUGAUGAAAAGAUUCUGCUAUCUGAGGAAAUUAGGUUUGAACCAAAUCUUAUGUGUCUUCCUAUCGAUAAGAAUGCAACAUUUAGUCAAAGCCAGUUAGGGGAUGGAGAUAUUGUAUGCUUUCAGAAAGAGUCUGUCGAAGAUAUCGACUAUCCCUAUGUGCCUAUAGUCCUAGAACUAUAAUAUUUGCAUCUCAAUGGGUUGUGACAAUGCAAAAGUGAAAACUUUUCUUAUUCUCUUCCAUCUUUACUUGUCUAAGUUGCUGUCAUUUUGGUUCACUUUUCUGUUUCUUCCUUCCAAUGAAUAGCUUAGACCAGCUGAUGAAGCCUCAGAAAUUGCUUUUCUACAUAUCUGAAAGAAUUCCUACAAGGUAUCAAGACUUUGUCUCAUUAUUGAGAUACUCGCUGACUUAAAAGACUUUCAGUGAACAAAACUUUGACUAAAAAAUUGGCUUAAAUUUGUCGAAUUAGGGAUUCAGCUUCUGCUCUUCCUUUUUGAAGUUUGUACUUUUCCUAGAAACUUCAAUGCGGUUUGAUAAUAUAGAAAAACUGGAAUCAA
This is a messenger RNA of Vigna unguiculata (cowpea), 1127 nucleotides long. Its product is annotated as ubiquitin C-terminal hydrolase 12-like. Lineage: Eukaryota; Viridiplantae; Streptophyta; Magnoliopsida; Fabales; Fabaceae. The record is from RefSeq and is a predicted model, not a curated record.